ACAAACACAACAAAAACAAUCAUUCCCUCUUCUUUUACUUCAAACUUACUCCCCAAUCAUUCCCUCAUGCCAUACUUCAAUUCCUUCAAAUCCACUCUUUUCAAGCCCUGCAAAUUCUUCUCAAGGAUAAAGCUCUCAUUCAAAAGACCCAUCUCAAUUCAAACCUUGAAGAAGAAACUCCAUUGUCACCGAAGAAGGAGAUUUCAAUCCAUAAAAUCUCUAUUUAAGCCUUUCAAGAAAUAUAGAGAAGAGAUGGAUAGAGUGAUGGAGCUAAAGAGCUUCAAUGAGAGAGACCAAGCUCCCUUCCCUUCACCAAUAACUCCGGCUUUUAUCAAAUUGAUUGAGGAGGGUGAGGAUGUUGAUGAAGCAUGUAAGAGUUUUGAGAAUUAUUUGGUGGAGAUGAUUGUUGAAGAAGGGAAGGUACGGGACUUGAAUGAUGUUGAGGAGCUUCUCUAUUGUUGGAAUAGCUUGAAGUCUCCAGUGUUUGUGGAUUUGGUUAGUAGGUUUUAUGGAGAGCUGUGUAAGGAUUUGUUUUUGGGCAGUAAUAAGCAGUAUGAAAUGCUUGAUGAUUCUAUGCAUGAAUGAAGGAUUAAACCAAGGUUUUUAUGUGGGUGGCCGUGGCUUUACAAUGACAAUAUGAGAUGAGAUGAACCCUUUUUCUUUCUUUUGUCUUCAGUCUUCCCCUUUUGAAUUCUCUGUUCUUCUUUUCUUUAUUUGGUGUUACAGUAUAAAAUUAUAACAUUUAAUUCUCAUCACAACUUUGGAGUUUUGUGGUAGAGCCCUUUAGCAUGAUAUUAAAGCAGCUCAUGUUCAAAUCUUA
This is a messenger RNA of Asparagus officinalis (garden asparagus), 820 nucleotides long. RefSeq names its product transcription repressor OFP17-like. Lineage: Eukaryota; Viridiplantae; Streptophyta; Magnoliopsida; Asparagales; Asparagaceae. The record is from RefSeq and is a predicted model, not a curated record. The transcript has a single exon. The coding region runs from base 67 to 585 and encodes 172 amino acids. Gene Ontology annotation, biological process: negative regulation of DNA-templated transcription.